This is a messenger RNA of Neurospora tetrasperma FGSC 2508, 1350 nucleotides long. RefSeq lists its product as uncharacterized. The transcript is spliced from 2 exons. Gene Ontology annotation, cellular component: transcription factor TFIID complex. NCBI's taxonomy places the organism in Eukaryota, Fungi, Ascomycota, Sordariomycetes, Sordariales, Sordariaceae. The coding region runs from base 1 to 1350 and encodes 449 amino acids. The record is from RefSeq and is a predicted model, not a curated record. Gene Ontology annotation, molecular function: protein heterodimerization activity. Gene Ontology annotation, biological process: transcription initiation at RNA polymerase II promoter.
AUGCAAGUUGAAGGUGCACCCGCGCCAGGUCUCAUCGAUUCGUCAAGAAGCUCAGUUCGCGACUUUCCAAACAUCUUCAACCACCAAAUCAACUUUCCACUUCAUCACCCUCCACACGGCCGCGUCACCAUCUUUUGUCAACACGGGAUAGCGACCGAUAUCAAUACCAUCGACAAAACGUAUCAUAUCGCUCCCGCGAACAAUAAGCCAUUAGCCAUGGCGACCGACUCGCGCAAGAGACCUGUGGAUGCAGAGGGAGCGCAACCGUCACAACCCAAACGACCAAAGACCAACACAUCAAUACGAACAAUUCUCGCAGUUGACGCCAUCGGAAAUUCAUCAAAGGCAACGACAGCACCCACUCCCGACGGGCUGGCCAAGAAUGGACUGAGGCGGAGCAUCGCGCUGGCGCUGGAGACGGUCGGCUUCGACGGUGCCACGUCCGAAGCAAUAGAGAGCUUUACCAUCAUGACGGAGACGUACCUCCAUUCGUUAACCGAAGAAGUCAAGGUCUUUGCAAACGCCGCGCGCCGCUCCUACCCGAUACCCAAGGAUUUCGAAAACACCUUGAAGCGUUUCAACCUUACACCCACAGCGCUCUACUCCCAUAGAAAACCCCCGAUACCGAAGAAGCAGCGACAGCCAGUAUGGGAAGAUCUCCCUCUAGACGCCGCCAUCCCUACCGACCUUCCUGUUCUCGAUCCCGAACUCGACGGCGCCGCAGACAAGGCAGCCAAGAACUACAUCCCGAGCUCAUUCCCCUCCUUUCCCAGCGUGCACACCUACAAGUACACGCCCGAAAGCGUCGAGGCCGCCACGACCGCACAGCACAGCAUCAUGACCGACACACAAGCCACCGUCACCAUGACCCAGACCCAAACGAUGGUCGAAUCCCAGGCAGCAGCAGCAACAGCAGCAGUCGCAGCCCAGCAAUCCCAGUUGCCAACCAAGAUUCCCCAACGACCACUGGCACCCGACGAGAUCCCCCGCGGCGAUCCUAAGAAGAUCCGCGAAGCCGCCGCCAAGGAAGCCAAGGCCGGAGAGCAGGCGCUGCGCCGUCUCAUGCGCGCCAGCAAGAUCGCGAAGCAAAAGGACGUGUCGGCCACGGCACAGCGGGACCCGUCUCGCAGGGAGCGGUACGCGCUGUGGGAGGCGGCGAUGCGCGAGCUGGUGGAGGACGACACCAAGGCGAAAGGCAGGGAGGUGGCGCCCGCGUCUAUGCAUAGUCAGCAGGGCCGGGUGGAGAUUGCGGACCACAGCAUGAUUGUGAAUGCGGAGAAGGGGUAUUAUCGGAAGGAGGUGGCUAGGCCGGGGGUGAGGAAGUUGGCGGGGGAGUUGGCGGGGAAGUAA